Molecule: messenger RNA, 801 nt
Organism: Polyodon spathula (Mississippi paddlefish)
Lineage: Eukaryota; Metazoa; Chordata; Actinopteri; Acipenseriformes; Polyodontidae
Product: pterin-4-alpha-carbinolamine dehydratase 2-like
Exons: 4
Coding region: 84-494 (136 amino acids)
Biological process (GO): tetrahydrobiopterin biosynthetic process
Molecular function (GO): 4-alpha-hydroxytetrahydrobiopterin dehydratase activity
Source: RefSeq, a predicted model, not a curated record
ACCGUUUCAACAGGCAGUCUGGAGGUCAGCCGUGUGGGUCCUAUUUGAUAGUAAAUUAGUGCUUUGCAGAUAACAAAUUAGAAAUGUAUUGGUUAAUGUUUACAAUCAGAAGCAGCGCUCCAGGCUUGAACUCCGCAUUCCUAAAACAUUUCAACAUAGCCUCGGUCACACAGUCUUCUAAAAUGGCUUCAGAUUCCCACUGGCUGUCUCCUGCUGAGAGAGAGCAGUUUCUGCUGGAACUCAAAGCCACGGGCUGGGCGGAGGUGGAUGACAGAGAUGCCCUUUACAAGGAGCUGAGCUUUAAGUGCUUCAACCAGGCUUUCGGAUUCAUGACCCGGGUAACUUUAAAGGCUGAGAAACUGAACCACCAUCCGGAGUGGUUUAAUGUGUACAACAAGGUUCAGAUAACACUGACAACACAUGACUGUGGAGGACUGUCAAAAAGAGAUGUGAAACUGGCUCAGUUCAUUGAUAAAGUGGCUCUAACCAUGUAACCUGCAGUGUGUUGAUGGCUCUGCAAUGCUGCCACUUAGUCUGGUAUUACUCUACAUACUCCCUGAGGACACUCGAUACACAUUUAUAGUGACUAGAAGUUCAGGAGAGCUCCUCUUAAAGAAGCAGCAGCCCCACCUUUGAUCCAGAGACACACCUGUGCAUGUGCUGUGCUGAACACUGGACACUGAAUGAGAGGAGCCUGGGGCUCACAGAGGGGCGUUGUGGGGAGGUGAUGCUUCUCGCUUACUGGUAUUCAGGGUUAUAAACUUUGUAAUACUAAAUAUACUAAAUAAAAAAGCUUUUUGG